Messenger RNA from Haemonchus placei, 234 nucleotides. NCBI's taxonomy places the organism in Eukaryota, Metazoa, Nematoda, Chromadorea, Rhabditida, Trichostrongylidae. The record is from the annotation of a GenBank genome assembly.
AUGCUCGAACAGAACCUUUACGACUUCCUCAAGCAAAAUAAAUUCACUCCUCUACCUCUCAACAGUAUUCGUCCUAUCCUACAGCAGGUUCUUACAGCACUGCUUAAACUGAAGUCUCUCGGCUUGAUUCAUGCCGAUCUCAAACCCGAAAACAUAAUGCUGGUCGAUCCUACUAAUCAGCCUUUUCGAGUGAAGGUCUUUUACUUUCGGAGUAUUCCUUCGUUAUUUUUGUGA